UCCACAUCUUCUUUUUAUUCGUCGUCUUCUUCACUACCGUCAGAUCGGCUGCUUACACUGGUAAAGAGCUCUGGUGUUUCUUGCACGCCAUGAUAUACCCCAGCUUUCAUAUUAGCUUCAUAACAGAACUCUGAGCGUGGCUCUGUCUGGACUCCAAGAUGACAGACAUUGUGAGCAAAAGAGCUCACUAUUCACCGCCAUGGGCAGACGUGAGCAUCAUUGGCAUUGCUGGAUCGUCCGGAUCUGGUAAAUCUACUUUAUCUCACGCUAUUGUGUCGAAAUUGAGCCUUCCUUGGGUUGUGAUUCUUUCUAUGGAUUCAUUCUACAAAUCCUUGGACGAAGAAUCAUCGCGCAAAGCUUUCCGCAACGAAUACGACUUUGACUCUCCUGACGCGAUCGAUUUUGACGUUUUGGUCGACCGACUGCGUGACCUCAAAGCUGGGUACGGAUUCGCUUCCCAUGACAUUUUGGAAAUCUGAAGGCAUCCAUGGAGAGGGGUCUAUUCUCUCUCCUUCAAAUCCACGGAGUAUUGUGUGCUGAAUUGUUUCCAGGAAGAGAGCCGAGAUCCCAAUUUACUCUUUUGCAAAGCACGCAAGAGAGAAGGAAACAACCUCUAUUUACUCUCCACAUGUCUUAGUAUUGGAAGGAAUUUUUGCGCUGUAUGAUCCAAGGGUCCUUGAGCUUUUGGAUAUGAAGAUAUUUUGUGAAGCAGACGCCGACACAUGCUUAUCUCGUAGAAUACUUAGGGAUGUCUCCGAACGUGGCAGAGAUAUUGAAGGCUGUAUUAAACAGUGGUUCCUUUACGUGAAACCAAAUUUUGAGCAAUAUGUUGAGCCACAACGGAAAGUAGCAGAUAUAAUCGUCCCUCGAGGGGUGGAGAAUCGUGUUGCCAUUACAAUGGUAAUACAAUACAUUGAACGAAAAUUGAUCGAGAAGUCCAAAGCUCAUCGAGCAGAGCUUAAGACGCUAGGUCAGAACAGCGAAGACGAGCCUUUAUCCGGAAACGUGCUUCUGCUGGAGCAGACUUCACAGCUUCGGGGUAUGAAUACCAUCAUCCAAGACAUAGACACCUCUACGGAGGACUUCAUAUUUUAUUUUGAUCGCCUGUCCUCGCUACUGGUUGAACAAGCAAUGAACAGGAUUUACUUCAAGGAGAUGAUCGUAGAAACUCCUACUGGGAACAGGUACCAUGGCUUGAAGGCGACCGGGGAGACCAGUGCGGUUGUCAUCCUUCGUGCAGGUGCUGCUUUCGAGACAGGCUUGAAACGAGUUCUUCCAGACUGCCGGACUGGUCGAUUGUUGAUUCAGUCCAAUGUCAGAACUGGAGAACCUGAACUACACUAUCUGAAAUUACCGGAGCACAUCGAAAGUCACGAUAGUGUCUUGAUCCUCGACCCGCAAAUGAGUAGUGGCGGUGCGGCUCUCAUGGCCGUGCAGGUCCUAGUUGACCAUGGAGUUCCGGAAGAGAAGAUUGUAUUUGUUACUUACUUUGCAGGACGGAUGGGCUUGAUGAGGUUGACUAAAGUUUUCCCAGAAGUGAAGGUUGUUGUUUGCACAAUCGUUGCUGAUUUUGAGGAGAGGGUAUGUUAGGCUCAUCUUAGUAUCCUCCUUCAAGCACCAUUCAGCGCGCCCCGCGAUCUUUACUUCAUGAUACCCAAAGAAUGACAGGGUACGCUAAAAACUAACUUAUGAUGCCAGUGGAUCGAGCGCAAAUAUUUCGGCUGUUGACGCAUCGGGAUUAAGAUAAGAAGCAGGUACCUAGACUACUUUUGCUCCGCGUCGGGUCUGUUGAUAUUCUUUGGAAUUGGAAACGACGGUGAUAAUUAAACAUCAUUGGCUUGGUUGUUCCUGAGCUAUCGCCUCAAAGUUGAAUCUCAAUGCCACAAGUUCGAUACUCUGGUUCUGGCAUGUGGGCACAGGACCUACGAUCUGAUUACUAGCAAAAUGGCCUCUGCUGGAGCUUCGCCAAGACGCACACAUGACCAUGUAGGUAGCUAGUACCUACUUCUCUCUGUGAAGAGCCGCGUGUGAGUCCAUCCGUCAUCCAGCUUAGCUGCCAUUUAGUCAUUGUGAAUGGUAUUUCCC
Molecule: messenger RNA, 2085 nt
Organism: Cadophora gregata
Lineage: Eukaryota; Fungi; Ascomycota; Leotiomycetes; Helotiales; Ploettnerulaceae
Gene: URK1
Product: Uridine kinase, variant 2
Exons: 11
Coding region: 691-1590 (299 amino acids)
Cellular component (GO): cytoplasm
Molecular function (GO): kinase activity; ATP binding
Source: RefSeq, a predicted model, not a curated record